Molecule: messenger RNA, 2194 nt
Organism: Oncorhynchus keta (chum salmon)
Lineage: Eukaryota; Metazoa; Chordata; Actinopteri; Salmoniformes; Salmonidae
Gene: wdr25
Product: WD repeat domain 25
Exons: 6
Coding region: 183-1346 (387 amino acids)
Molecular function (GO): protein binding
Source: RefSeq, a predicted model, not a curated record
UCUAGUAGGUGGCGGCAAUGCAACAUAUUGGAUGUCAACCGCCGUUAAUCCUCAUCGAAGAAGAAGUUAAAACUCCAUCGAAGAAGAACGCAUCCAACAUUUUUAGCUGGACGCAUUGGUUAUAUGCAAUUACUCUACUUUCUCCUUAACCACUUCACUGAAUCGGUUCUGGGGAAAGGACAAUGACCUCGUUAGUGGCCUAUGAUGAUUCUGACCAGGAGGAUGGUGACGGAGCACUCCCUCAUCUUGCCAACUGUCCCAUGGAUGAUAUCAGGCAGUCCCAAGGAAACCAGAAAUGGUUGGAUUCUAACUUCUACGGACCAUUAUUACCCAGUCCCCAUGACAAACAACUGGAAAUAGGACAAUGUGGUGAUGGUAGGACAGUGUCUGAACCUCACAGGGAGAUUUAUCCCCUUCCAUUGGGUCUCUCAGGGGUUGUGGAGAACAGCUCAAACUCAAAACCAUACUCUGCUCCACAAUACUGUGUUAAUUUGGCCACAGCGAAGAGGCAUCAGGCUGCACCACCUGGUGUCUCGCCAUACAUUCCUAAGAGACAGAGGUUGGCCACACAAGGAACGAGAGAAGAACCAACCUCUUUGGAAACGAAUGAUAAGUCCACUGUCUCCAGGCUGCUGACAGAGGUCUCUGAGAGGGUGCGUCCGUACCUGGGGCCCAGGCCUGGCAGGGCAGCGGUGCCCAGGUGCAUGCAGCUCAGCCUCCAGGCCCACCAGGCUCCAAUCAACAUGAUCCAGUGGUGCCCAGUGCCCCAGCUCAGCCAUCUCUUACUGUCUGCCUCCAUGGACAAGACUGUCAAGAUUUGGGAUGGUGCAGAGAGUGGGCAGUGCCUGCAGGUAUACUCCUCCCACUCGGGGGCGGUGCGAGAUGCCUGUUGGUCCCCCUGUGGGCGACGCCUCCUCACCGGCUCCUUUGACAACACGGCCAUGGUGACGGACGUGGAGACAGGACAGCAGAUCGUGAAGGUGGGGAACCAGUUCAAGGUGAUGUGCUUGGCAGUGCAGCCCAACGAUCCUGAAGUGUUCCUGUGUGGGGGUUACAGCGCAGAGGUCAAGGCCUGGGAUGCCCGUACCUGCAAGGUGGAGAGGGUGUACAGGGCACGGAUCCAGCAGACUCUGGCCAUCCUGUUCCUGACCGGGGGCAGGGAGUUUGUGACCAGCAGUGACUCGGUCAGCCGGGACUCUGCCGAGCGCACGCUCAUUGCCUGGGACUUCCAAACCACCGCUAAGGUCUCCAAUCAGAUCUACCAUGUGAAGAAGCCGGAUAAGGAGGUCCUGUGUUGGCGUGGUUACACGGCCAAAUUCUCUAAAAUGACAUUGGAGGCGGCUUAGAAGUUAACAUUCAAUUCUCUGACAAGUGGACAUUUUUGCAGUCAACAUGCCAAAUGCACACUCCCUCAACUUGAGACAUCUAUGGCAUUGGGUUGUGUGACACAACUGCACAUUUAGGUGGUCUUUUGUUCCCAGCACAAGGUGCACCUGUGCAAUGAUAAUGCUGUUUAAUCGGCUUUCUUGAUAUGUCACACCCGUCAGGUGGAUGGAUUAUCUUGACAAAGGUAAAAUGCACAUUUUUGAGAAAUAAGCUUUUUGUGCAUAUGGGAAGAUUUCACGAUGCCUCGUGAAACAUAGGACCAACACUUAAUAUGUUGUUUUAUAUUUUUGUUCAGUAUAUAAUGUUGAUAUCAUGGAUGGUAAGUCCUUGCAUCCAUAACUAUGUCUAUGAAUUUGAGUAGUUACAUUUUUCUAGCCUCUAUCCUUCAGCUUUUUACUAAAACAGUAACCGGAUGCGUUGCUUUGUUUCAACUGCAGAUUGCCACUUUAAAGCUCUUGUUUUUGUUUUCCAUAAUAGUUGGAUACUACAUUUUUCCUCUCCCUGUAAUGUAUGUCAAUGUCGGUCCAUGCAGCCAUAUGUCUUAUUGACUAUUUAAGUGCAUGUGGGUGGUUUUUAUAGCAGAAAAUACAGAUGGUAUCAUUUGAGUAUGAAUGCCAAGCCAGUUGAAUGCUUUCUGACCUUCUCCCAUUCACUUGAUUGAAUCCAGGAGCGGUACACGUGCCCCAGCCUAGCCCUUCACCCCCAGCAGGACUCCUUUGUAGCGCAGAGCAAUGGCAACUACAUGGCCCUAUUUUCUGCCCAGCGGCCAUACAGAAUGAACAAGAGGAGGCGGUAUGAAGGACACAAG